Messenger RNA from Lepisosteus oculatus (spotted gar), 1910 nucleotides. The record is from RefSeq and is a predicted model, not a curated record. Lineage: Eukaryota; Metazoa; Chordata; Actinopteri; Semionotiformes; Lepisosteidae.
AGGCUGUAUUCAAAGUGUGCUCGCUGUCGAUGGGAUAACGGGACUGUACUUGAGCAGAACUGCCCGUGUACAAUUACCACUCUCGUUAAACACAGAGAACACUGCUAUGUUGUAAUUUUUGUAUUGAAUAAUAAUAAAGUUAUUUUUUUGCUCUUUUGCUUUUUAAUUAUUUUUUUUUUCCGUGGGGAAACUGAGCUAAAGAGGAAUACUACUUUUGAUUUUUCUUUCAAGACCUGUGUUCAACUGAUCCGUUUGUGGACCGAAGGGAAAGAAGGAAUGGAUAGCGAGAAGUAUUUGCCGGAGCUGAUGGCAGAAAAGGACUCCCUCGACCCUUCUUUUCAACAUUCUCUGCGGCUUUUAAAUCAAGAGAUUGAAAAAAUACAGAAAGAUGAAGGCAAACAAGAAGAAAAGUUCAUUGACGUUGUGAUCAACAAGAAUAUGAAGCUGGGACAGAAAGUGUUAAUUCCUGUCAAACAGUUUCCCAAAUUUAACUUUGUCGGAAAACUCCUUGGGCCACGUGGAAACUCCUUAAAAAGGCUGCAGGAAGACACUCUCACAAAGAUGUCGAUUCUUGGAAAAGGAUCCAUGAGAGACAAAGAAAAAGAAGAAGAGCUUCGAAAGAGUGGUGAGGCUAAGUACCAGCAUCUGAAUGAGGACCUUCAUGUGCUCAUUGAAGUGUUUGCUCCACCAGCAGAAGCCUAUGCUAGAAUGGGGCAUGCACUUGAAGAAAUCAAAAAGUUUCUCAUACCAGAUUACAAUGAUGAAAUCAGACAGGCACAACUUCAGGAGUUGACAUAUCUAAAUGGAGGGUCUGAAGAUGCAGAAGUGCCAUCUGUAAGGGGAAAAACAGUUGCAAGAGGGAGAGGAACACCAGCCCCUGGAUUGCCCAGAAGUCGCGGAGGGGUCCCCCCACCCCAGGCUGUGGUGCCCCGGGGUGCCCCUGCCCCUAGAGGAGCGCCUCCUGCUCGAGUCACUGUGGCCAGAGGACGGGGCCUACCUGCACAGAGAGCAAGAGGGGCGCCACCACCUGCAGGAUACAGACCUCCGCCUCCCCCAGCACAGGAUACAUACGGGGAAUAUGAAUAUGAUGAUGGAUAUGGAACAGCUUAUGAUGACCAAGGAUAUGACAACUAUGACAACAGCUACAACAAUCAAGGACAAAAGGAUACAUGUCAGACUAUAUCAGGUCAGGAAGAAUGGACUAACAACAGACACAAAGCACCACCCACAAGAACAGCCAAGGGAGUUUACAGAGAACAGCCGUACUCCAGAUACUGAACUCUGAAUUCAAACGGUCACCACCAAGUCCCAUGUGCUGUUCCAAGUAAUGGGUUUUUCUAUGAACAAUCCCUUCUUUUUAGUAAAAAAAUAUCAACAGCAACAGUGACACCAGAAAUGUUGGAUAACAGAAUAACGACUUAUUCUCUUUCGACUGAACAUAGCCACGAAGCCAUCGAGAAAAAAAACAAAAACAAUAACAGCUGUAACGAAAAUGUUUCCAGAAAAAGAAAUAUCUCAAAGUAAACUAGGUAAACUAACCAUUCCUUAUUAACUAGUAUUAAUGGAUGAAAAGACAGAUAUGUUAGUUGUAGUUUCUUUCUAAUAAAAUGUUACUUUUAACUUCUAAUGUAGUUUUCUUUAACCUUGCAGGACUGUGUAGAACAAUAGCGAUUUAGUUUGGAUUUUUCUCUAUUAUUUGGUGGAGUGGAGGUGGUGGGGAAAGGGUGUUAAAAGGCGUUUGGGUAUAGUUUUGUCUCUUGUAAAUCUUCCUGAACAGGGCAAAGAAAAAAAAAUCAACCUCAAGAUGCAAAUAUUGUUGUAUUCUUUUUUUUGUAACUGAAAGUAAUCAAAGUUCUGUAGUGUUAAGCAAAGAUUUUUUUUCUCUGCUUGAUGCUAAAUAAACUUUUUGA